Molecule: messenger RNA, 2629 nt
Organism: Crotalus tigris (Tiger rattlesnake)
Lineage: Eukaryota; Metazoa; Chordata; Lepidosauria; Squamata; Viperidae
Gene: MEN1
Product: menin 1
Exons: 10
Coding region: 93-1874 (593 amino acids)
Biological process (GO): negative regulation of cell cycle; regulation of transcription by RNA polymerase II; negative regulation of cell population proliferation
Cellular component (GO): chromatin; nucleus; histone methyltransferase complex
Molecular function (GO): chromatin binding; Y-form DNA binding; transcription cis-regulatory region binding
Source: RefSeq, a predicted model, not a curated record
CGGGGCGGGGCAGGGGCGGGGCGGGAGGCGCAGGCAGGAUGGCUUUGCAGCCGCGCGUUUGAAUUGCCGAGCAGGAGAGGCCUGCGCUGGCCAUGGGGCUGAAGAGUGCCCAGAAGGCUUUGUUCCCCCUGCGCUCCGUCUCCGAUGUGGUGCGCCUCUUCGCGCUGGAGCUUCACCGGGAGCAGCCGGACCUGGUGCUCCUCUCGCUGGUGCUGGGCUUCGUGGAGCACUUCCUGGCCGUCAACCGGGUCCUCCCCACCAACGUGCCGGGCAUCAGCUUCGAGCCGGUCCAGGGUCCCGAAAACCUGACCUACUUCCCCGUGGCCGACUUGAGCAUCGUGGGCGCCCUGCAUGCCCGCUUCACCGCCCAGAUCCGAGGCGCCGUGGAUCUCUCGCUGUACCCCCGGCCGGACGGUUACUCCUCCCGGGAACUGGUCAAGAAAGUCUCGGACGUCAUCUGGAACAGCCUGAGCCGUUCUUACUUCAAGGACCGAGCCCACAUCCAGUCGCUCUUCAGCUUCAUCACAGGGACCAAGUUAGACAGCUCUGGAGUGGCUUUUGCGGUGGUCGGAGCCUGCCAGGCGCUGGGGCUCUACGACGUGCACCUGGCCCUCUCGGAGGACCACGCGUGGGUCGUGUUCGGCAAGGACGGGGAGCAGACGGCUGAGGUCACGUGGCAUGGGAAAGGCAACGAGGACCGGCGUGGGCAGACGGUCAACUCGGGUGUAGCUGAACGGAGUUGGCUGUACCUGAAGGGAUCCUACCUGCGUUGCACUAGGCCAAUGGAGGUUGCUUUCAUGGUUUGUGCCAUCAACCCCUCCAUCGACCUGCACUCUGACAGCCUGGAGCUGUUGCAGCUCCAGCAGAAACUAUUAUGGGUCCUCUACGACAUGCAGCAUUUGGAGAGGUAUCCCAUGGCUUUGGGGAACCUGGCUGAUCUGGAGGAGCUGGAACCCACGCUGGGCCGUCCUGACCCCCUCUGUAUUUACCACCAGGGGAUCAGCUCAGCCAAGCAGUAUUAUCACAACGAGCACAUUUAUCCCUACAUCUACUUGGCCAGCUAUCACUGCCGUAACAAAAAUGUGAAGGAAGCGCUAGAGGCGUGGGCUGACUCGGCCACUGUGAUCCAAGAUUACAACUACUGCCGAGAAGAUGAAGAGAUUUAUAAGGAAUUCUUUGACGUGGCCAACGACAUUAUUCCCAAUUUGCUCAAAGAGGUGGCCAGCCUGGCGGACUCCGCCGAAGACAAGGGAGCUGGGGAGAAAGGAGAGGCUUCGCCGUCUCAAACGGGCGGAUCGGCGUUGCAGGACCCCGAGUGCUUUGCCCACCUUCUGCGCUUCUACGACGGCAUCUGCAAAUGGGAAGAGGGCAGCCCCACACCGGUCCUGCAUGUCGGCUGGGCCACCUUCCUGGUCCAGUCGCUGAGCCGCUUUGAUGGGACGGUGCGGCAGAAGGUGACCCUGGUCAGCCGGGACCUGGAUGCGAACGAUGACGACGACCAAGGGAGUGAGGAUCCCCGAGAAGGCCGACGUCGGGGUCCCCGGCGAGAAUCCAAGCCGGAAGAGCCGCCCCUGGCCAAGAAGGCCACAGAACGCCGGCGCCCGAGCACCACCCAGCGAUCCGACCGGCCGCUUCCGGAGAAGGAGGAGGGUCUCAGCAGCGGCUCCAGCCCCCGCCCCGAAGGCCCCGUCCUCACCUUUCAGAGCGAGAAAAUGAAAGGGAUGAAGGAACUCCUGGUGGCCGCCAAGAUCAACUCGAGUGCCAUCAAGCUGCAGCUCACGGCCCAGUCACAAGUCCAGCUGAAAAAGCAGAAGAUUUCUGCGCCCCGAACAUACGCCCUGUCCUUUCUCAAAAGGCCCCGGAAGUCUCUUUGAUUCUGGACGAGAAACUUUCCGAUUUCUUGGCAAAUGUUUGCUCAGUUUCCUCUCUUCUUCCAAUUUUCCCCUCGGCCAACGUUUCCAAACCUUGCUUGGAAAUUGAGCUUUUAAAGGUGGAUUUAGCUCAUGCCAGGGAGAGCUUAAUUUUAAGGGCUCCAGAAAUAAAACAUAACACUCUGAAGGUUGUGGAGAAGGGACAGAAAAAACCCGGAGACUUUAAAUGACAUCGCACUGUGUACAAAGAGACUUCUUGGGCAUUUUUUACCCGUCUUUCUCUUUUCGUCUCAUAUUUGCAAGCGGGAGGUGGGAUAAUUUCGUGUUUGCAAUGACCAGGGACUUUGAAUCCUUUUUUUUAACGAACAAUUGAAGAUCCUAACACGGCUGAAUAUCAAAAAACAGCAUUUUUAAAAAAAUUUAAAAACAAACAUGUGGCAUUAAUGUUGUAACAAACUACACUACCAGUGUAAGAUCAGCUACAGAAAAGGGAUAAACAAAAUGAAACUAGUGGCAAGCACACAACAGUGAAAAAAAUCUUCCCGAGUGAUGGCUUAACUAUUUUAAAAAAAAAACAAUCCUGGGGUGAUCACCACACAAAGGUUAUCUUUUAUCAAUGAUAAAAAAACGAUCAUGUCCAAAAGAUCUGAGCCGGAGCUUUCGGUCUGCACUAGUAUAAGUGAUAAGUAAGAAAUUUUUGUACAAGUUUGCGGAGACAAAAUUAAUAAAUUUUUAAGGUUCUCUUUUGUUACACAGAG